Rhodamnia argentea is the source of this 581-nucleotide messenger RNA. RefSeq lists its product as uncharacterized. The record is from RefSeq and is a predicted model, not a curated record. The coding region runs from base 101 to 322 and encodes 73 amino acids. Lineage: Eukaryota; Viridiplantae; Streptophyta; Magnoliopsida; Myrtales; Myrtaceae. The transcript is spliced from 3 exons.
CACUCUCUCUCUCUCUCUCUGCAGCAAAAAACAAAAAAAAAAAUUGCCUUUCUGGUGAUUCCGUCGUCUCUCUGUAACAAAUCGAAUUGGGUCGAAGGCAAUGUUGAGAACGAGGUUGCUGUGGUUCGGAUUAGGGCUCUCAGUGACAGGUGCUGCGAUUUCCCAAUUGGUGUGGAGGGACCUCUGGGUCGAUCGCUAUGCCCUUUCUGCUGAGAUGAAGGAGAAGUUCGAUGCAUUGGAAGCCAGAAUUUCGAAUCUCGAGUCGGUCCCUUCGUCAGAGUCCAAACCUGCCCAGGACUGUCUGGUUUAUGUAUUGUACUGAAUUGCAUAAGCAUGCAAAAGACGGGCUUGCUGUGGGUUGGAUUUGUAUGCAGUUGUUGUCAUUGGAACUUUAAGAUAGUAGUAAGUAUGGUGGUCACAAGCCUAAGGAUUUUAGAUUUCCAGUACUUACAUCUGUGACUGGGUUUCGACUCUUUCCUACAUGUAUCAAGUUCUGAUUAAGGCAUGACAAGUUCUGAUUAAGGCAUGACAAGAUCCAUGAUGGAGAUUUUGGGAAAUACCUAAAUGGAAACUGUCAUAAC